Archocentrus centrarchus (flier cichlid) is the source of this 2615-nucleotide messenger RNA. RefSeq names its product frataxin (gene fxn). Gene Ontology annotation, cellular component: mitochondrion. Gene Ontology annotation, biological process: iron incorporation into metallo-sulfur cluster; intracellular iron ion homeostasis. Gene Ontology annotation, molecular function: ferroxidase activity; iron chaperone activity; ferrous iron binding. Lineage: Eukaryota; Metazoa; Chordata; Actinopteri; Cichliformes; Cichlidae. The record is from RefSeq and is a predicted model, not a curated record.
CGAAAUAGAACAUGAAGAAGAAGAAACAGCAGCGGAACCUUUACCGACGAUUAAGAAGAAGAAGCGGGCGACAACAGUGUGUAUCAUGCUUUUCUCCUCUAAAACUCCAAGUGUUUAUUCACUGAUCUGUCGGCUUGUGAACACAAAGUUCAACAUGGUGACACGGGAGAGAAACAAGGAGCUCUCGAACCAGUUCCGGAGAUUGUCUGGCCUCCCGUGGGUUCGUCCAUUCAUUAAACAUACGCUGCAACCUGUCUGUCAUCCUUCAAAGCAAGUAAGUUGUUUUGGGAGCAGAAUUAAUGGUGGUAGGUGGAGCAAAAACAUCUACCUGACAUCAACAAAUCAGGAAAAAGACACCCUUGUACAGAUAAGUGAGUUGUCUGAAGCAGCAUACGAGAGGCUGGCUGAUGAGACUUUGGAUGCUCUGGCUGAUUACUUUGAAGACCUGACAGAUGAAGCUUUCACUGGAGUAGACUAUGAUGUCGUCUUCUCUAGUGGUGUUCUGACGGUGAAGGUGGGUGGGGACCAUGGUACCUAUGUCAUCAACAAACAGACACCAAACAGACUCUGGCUUUCUUCUCCUAGCAGUGGACCCAAGCGCUAUGACUGGAAUGGUGGAUGCUGGGUGUAUACUCAUGAUGGAAUUAGCCUCCACCAGCUGCUUUCUAAGGAGUUUUCCAUUAUCUUUAAUAAAAACAUUGACCUGUCUGACUUGCCCCAUUCCUAAAACUUGACUGACUGACUGACUAAUUUAUAUACAAUAUACAUAGUACAUGUCUAACAUUUGGACACAUCUACUAUUAUAAGGAAAAUGGAAACGUUUAAACUACUGUUUGAUAGCAGCUUCGCACACUCUUUACGCUCUCAGUAGAAGAAAACUGCUGUUUUUCUGUCACUCUGUGACCCUCCUCCCACAUCGAAGUCAAGCUUUUGCCAUAGAGUUGCACAAUGCAGUCUGUUUCCAUGAUGUGAAGUGGCUGCUCUCCAGAGCUAUCAUUACAAAGAUCUUAUUAUUAAUAAACAAAAUAUGAAAAAAGUCACACUGCACUGAUUUUUCUUGUGAUUUCUAGUCAGAAGAAAACUACAAAAGUGAUAUUAGUCAUCAGACGUCCCUGUCAGAAAGAUGGGAAAGGAAAAAUAGGAAACUGUCGUGGUGUUGGGUGAGGACAACUUUCAAAAUGUUCUUGGCACUUAACCUUAACCAAUGUGUUUGAUGCAUUUAGUCAACAAAAAAAACCUUACACAUACUGUUGGUUGUAAGCAGUAAAUAAAAUGCUGUGCUUGCAAUUGAUGUGUGCAAUGACUUUAUGUGUAAUUUUGAGUACUCAAAAAUGCUAAUAAAACAUUAAAUUCUUUUAAAUGAAAUUUUUUACAUUUUGGUCAAGUUUCAGAAAGGAGGAUUAUUGAGACGAUGCUCAUUGGGGAACAACGUCAUUGCAAGUAUGCAAGCAACAGCUAAGAUUUUUAAAAAGUAUAUGAUUGUGUAAGUUUGAGUUUUCAAAAAUGCCUUUUUCAAUUUACACAUAAAUACAAACCAGGUGUAUUUAUGUGUAAAGGUGUUUCACAAAUGCAUACAUACAAAAAACCUGAUCAUUUGCACACAUUUUUAGGUACAACUUCACAAGCCUCAGUUCUUUCAAAAGGUUUGGGUACUUUUUGUUUGUUUUUCUUUUUCUAAUUUUGUAUUGUGUGACAGAGUACAUGUUUCCAAACAUUCAGUGUCACUACCCAGAAUGCAUUGAUGCCUAAGCAACAGUUCCCUACAGAUGAAAGGAUUUUUUUCUUCAAAACACUAAAACAUCUAGCUUUUUUAAAUCAGUAAAGUCAUGGUAAUGGUAAAGUUAUGGUAAGCUAUGCAAGUCUUCAUUCUUUUAAGAACUGCAGAAAUUCCGCUGACUCAGGUUUGACAAGGCACACUUGUUAAUUGCAAUUCUAAUGACCGACCUAAGAUAUUACCAGUACUGUGCAAAGUCCUUUUUUUUCUUUUAUUAACCUUCUCUUAAUUCAUAGUUAAAUUAUUAGACAUGAUAGCGAAAGAGUAAAUUCAAAAACCAAAUACUGAAUAAAUCAUUUGAAUUCUUGUAAGAUUUGUCCACUGUGGACAAUUCAGUAAAUUUAUCAAUAAAACUAUGUAAAUGCUUUUCCUGUAAUGUCUCAAUAUCUGGGAAUAUGUCUUUGUAGCUUCUCAAUCAUCCAGGUCAUGGUGGCCUAAAGCACUUGACUUAAAGGCAACUGGAUUUCUUUUUAGGUUCAUGAUGAUGUUCCACCUGACAUUUCAGAGACUUCUUCAGAACUGCAGAAUAAAUCGAUGUGGUUAGUCUGCAGGAUUUCAGUUCCCUAAUUUGAACAGCUUUCAUUUGGAUGUUGUUAACGACAUUCCAGACGUUGCGUCAUGUUUUUCUUCAUUAGUCCGUGCUUUUGGUGUGACCUCAUUAGAGGCGAAAGUCAAAUUUUUGGACUGUAACACUGUACUCUUCAUUGUCAAGAAUCUUAUGCUGUACUUAUGUUAAAUUUUAUGUGAUGUUAUGGACUGAUGAUCCACUAAUUAUAUAAUAACCACAAAGUGUAAGUUGUUUUUCAGAAAAUGGAGAAUGAUGAUCUAUAUUGUAAAAUAA